AUGAGGGGGAUUCCAGGUUUGAUGUUGUUCCUGCUCUUGCAGACGUUAACUGGAUGGGCAGCUGCUCGGUCAGUGAGGCUGGUUGACAAUAAUAGCAGUUGCUCCGGUAGAGUGGAGAUCUUCUAUGAUGGUCAUUGGGGGACGGUGUGUGAUGACUCCUGGGACCUGAUAGAUGCUAAGGUGGUCUGUCGUCAGUUGGGCUGUGGCAGUGCUGUGUCUGCACCACAUUAUGCACAUUUUGGACAGGGCAAUGGGCCAAUCCUGUUGGACGAUGUUCGCUGUUCAGGACGUGAGGCAUCACUACUGGAGUGUCCACAUAAUGGGUUGGGCUCUCACAACUGUGGACAUUAUGAAGAUGCUGGAGUUAUCUGUGAAGUUCCUCGUCCAGUGAGACUGGUUGACUCUGACAGCAGCUGCUCCGGCAGAGUGGAGGUGUUCCAUGACGGCCAGUGGGGGACAGUGUGUGACGACUCCUGGGAUAUAACAGAUGCUCAUGUGGUCUGUCAUCAGUUGGGCUGUGGCAGUGCUGUGUCUGCACCACUUUAUGCACAUCACGGACAGGGCGACGGGCCAAUCUGGUUGGACGAUGUUCACUGUACAGGAUCUGAGACAGCACUACUGCAGUGUCCACAUAGUGGGCUGGGCAUUCACAACUGUGGACAUCAUGAAGAUGCCGGUGUCAUUUGUGAAGUUCCUCGUCCAGUGAGACUGGUUGACAAUAACAGCAGUUGCUCCGGCAGAGUGGAGGUGUACUACGGUGGCCAGUGGGGGACGGUGUGUGAUGACUACUGGGAUAUAACAGAUGCUCAGGUGGUCUGUCAUCAGUUGGGCUGUGGCAGUGCUGCAUCUGCACCAGGUUAUGCACAUUUUGGAGAAGGUAAUGGACAAAUCUGGUUGGACAAUGUUCAUUGUUCAGGACAUGAGGCAUCGCUACUGGAGUGUUCACACAAUGGAUUUGGAUCCCACAACUGUGCACAUCUUGAAGAUGCUGGGGUUGUCUGUGAAGUUCCUCGUCCAGUGAGACUGGUUGACUCUAACAGCAGCUGCUCCGGCAGAGUGGAGGUGUACCACGACGGCCAGUGGGGGACAGUGUGUGAUGACUUCUGGGAUAUAACAGAUGCUCAUGUGGUCUGUCAUCAGUUGGGCUGUGGCAGUGCUGUGUCUGCACCACAUUAUGCACAUCAUGGACAGGGUGACGGGCCAAUCUGGUUGGACGAUGUUCACUGCACAGGAUCUGAGACAGCACUACUGCAGUGUCCACAUAAUGGGCUGGGCUUUCACAACUGUGGACAUCAUGAAGACGCCGGUGUCAUUUGUGAAGGUGCAAUCCAUCCACCCACACCCACUCCAACAGAACCGAGCAGCCGCCUGAGACUGGCUGACUCUAACAGCAACUGCUCCGGCAGAGUGGAGGUGUACCACGACGGCCAGUGGGGGACAGUGUGUGACGACUUCUGGGAUAUAACAGAUGCUCAUGUGGUCUGUCAUCAGUUGGGCUGUGGCAGUGCUGUGUCUGCACCACGUUAUGCACAUCAUGGACAGGGUGACGGGCCAAUCUGGUUGGACAAUGUUCACUGUACAGGGAAUGAGACAGCGCUGCUGCAGUGUCCACAUAAUGGGCUGGGCAAUCAUGACUGUGUACAUCUGGAAGACGCCGGUGUCAUUUGUGAAGGUGCAAUCCAUCCACCCACACCCACUCCAACAGAACCGAGCAGCCGCCUGAGACUGGCUGACUCUAACAGCAACUGCUCCGGCAGAGUGGAGGUGUACCACGCUGGCCAGUGGGGGACAGUGUGUGACGACUUCUGGGGUAUAACAGAUGCUCAUGUGGUCUGUCAUCAGUUGGGCUGUGGCAGUGCUGUGUCUGCACCACGUUAUGCACAUCAUGGACAGGGUGACGGGCCAAUCUGGUUGGACAAUGUUCACUGUACAGGAUCUGAGACAGCACUACUGCAGUGUCCACAUAAUGGGCUGGGCAAUCACGACUGUGGACAUCAUGAAGACGCCGGUGUCAUUUGUGAAGGUGCAAUCCAUCCACCCACACCCACUCCAACAGAACCGAGCAGCCGCCUGAGACUGGCUGACUCUAACAGCAGCUGCUCCGGCAGAGUGGAGGUGUACCACGCCGGCCAGUGGGGGACAGUGUGUGACGACUUCUGGGAUAUAACAGAUGCUCAGGUGGUCUGUCAUCAGUUGGGCUGUGGCAGUGCUGUGUCUGCACCACGUUUUGCACAUCAUGGACAGGGUGACGGGCCAAUCUGGUUGGACAAUGUUCACUGUACAGGAAAUGAGACAGCACUACUACAGUGUCCACAUAAUGGGCUGGGCAAUCACAACUGUGGACAUUAUGAAGAUGCUGGGGUUGUCUGUGAAGAACCUGAAACUCUGAUCGAAGUUUCUGUGGUGGUUUGCUCUCGUGAUGAAAUCGAAAUUUGUGUGCCUCUGGCCACCCUGGCUUUACUUGGUCUGAAUCCACGUAACGCUCACCUGGCUGUGCCCCAGUGUUCCACACACCGAGAGACUCAACACCAGGUGUGCUACCUUUUACCCCGCCAGGCAGCAUCCUGUGGAAAUGUGCUGAGGACAAACAGCAGCCAUGCCACCUACUUGAACACUUUGUUUCUGUAUCCUGAAAACCUUGAUUCCUUUGUUACACCUGAGAUCAUCCCCUUCUCCUGUACGUAUCCCUUGACCACCAACACCACCUUGAUCUCUGUGCCCAGACUCCAGCUUAAUGAAGGUGGUGUUGUAGGAAGUGGUUCUCAACCCACAGGCACUAUGGUCCUGUUUGAAAACUCCACCUUUGUGAACUCGUUCCCACCCGGUCAGGUCACGCUGCGGGUGGGUUCCCCCCUUUUUGUGGGAGUGUCUGUGGACGAGACUGAUCCCAGCUUCGCACUUGUUCUGGAGAACUGUUAUACCUCACACUCCCCAAAUCCUGAUGACCCCAGCCGAUAUGAUCUCAUCACCUCCAGGUGUGCGACCGACCCUCGACACAUAACUGUGAUGGAGAACGGUGUCUCCCAUACUGCCCGGUUUUCUGCCCUGCUGUUCCCUCUUGAGAGCAACAAUGACCUGGUCUACGUUCACUGUAGACUGAGCCUGUGUGACAGGAGAGCCAUCAGCUGUGUUCCAACUUGCACAAGGAGAGUACGACGCUCUGUUCACAACCCGGCUCUGCUUGACCCUGUCACUGUUGGACCAGUGCGCUGGGAAAAGUAAGAAACAACGAUGAUGACUGACAAAUGACCUGUUGGAUGACUGUUUUGGAAGAUGAAAGAUUUUUUUUUUUUUUUUUUUUAAUCUUUUUACAUGAUUUUAUAGAUUAACAUUCCAGUCUCUGAAGGAUAAUAGUAAAGAUGUGUAAUAUUCACUGUAUAGGGAACCUCUAGUGUUUAUCUCAGUCUGAAAUACUAAUGCUGAUAGUCUGUAUGUUUUCACUGUGAUACAAUGAUGUGUGGGAUUUAUGUAAUUUUUUUUCAAAAACAAUAUGGGAAAUUGAUUUGAAACUUUUUAAUCCUACUCAUAUUAAUGCAAUUUAUCCAUCAUCAACUGUUUCUUAGACUGUAUUUUGAAUAAAAAUCAAUAAAAGCAGCAAUGAAAAGCAA
This is a messenger RNA of Sphaeramia orbicularis (orbiculate cardinalfish), 3608 nucleotides long. RefSeq names its product deleted in malignant brain tumors 1 protein-like. Gene Ontology annotation, cellular component: membrane. The transcript is spliced from 14 exons. NCBI's taxonomy places the organism in Eukaryota, Metazoa, Chordata, Actinopteri, Kurtiformes, Apogonidae. The record is from RefSeq and is a predicted model, not a curated record. The coding region runs from base 1 to 3222 and encodes 1073 amino acids.